CCGGCUUCGGGAACUUGUUGCCAUGAGGAAAACAAGCUGCCCUUUGCUGGCCGGCCGGGCAAGGAGCGCGGCGCUGUGAAGCGCUCCCGCCCCAGCGAGGUGCCGAGGGGCAGCGAUGGCACCUGGGCAGAGCCCGGAGGAGCUGAGGCAGCAGAGCCGGGCCGUGGGCGCGGGGCAGGAUGAGGAGCGCGGCCGGGGCUGCAGGCGCUGCCGGCUGCCGGCUGCCGCAGGUUGUGGAACAUUCACUUUUCUGUCUUCUGCCAUUGCUGCCAUAAGUGGACUUCUGAUGGGCUAUGAGUUGGGCCUUAUCUCCGGAGCUCUUCUUCAGAUGAGCAGCAUUUUAACACUCUCUUGCAAAGAGCAGGAAGUCAUUGUAAGUUCCCUGCUUUUUGGGGCCUUGUUUGCAUCCCUUACUGGUGGAUUUCUUAUAGACAGAUUUGGAAGGAGACUUGCUAUUAUUAUUGCAUCAUCUUUACUUGUGCUGGGGAGUCUGAUUCUGCUGCCCUGUGAAUCAUACGAGGUACUCAUUGUGGGCCGGAUCGCCAUAGGUAUUUCCAUCUCACUGUCGUCGAUUGCCACGUGUGUGUAUAUCGCUGAGAUCGCCCCACAGCACAGAAGAGGCCUCCUUGUGUCAUUAAAUGAACUCAUGAUUGUGAUAGGCAUUCUCUUUGCCUAUAUUUCAAAUUAUGCAUUUGCCAGCAUAUCUCACGGCUGGAAGUACAUGUUUGGCCUGGUGAUUCCAUUGGGUGCUUUGCAGGCUGUUGCCAUGUAUUUCCUUCCUCCAAGCCCUCGGUUUCUUGUGAUGAAAAAUGACGAUGAAGCGGCGAGAAAAGUACUGGAGAGGCUACGGGAAACAUCAGAUGCUACUAAUGAGCUCACUGCGAUUAAGUCUUCCCUGAAAGAUGAACAUCAGUAUAGUUUCUUGGACCUGUUUCGUUCAAAAAACAACAUGAGGGCCCGAAUGCUGGUAGGACUCACUCUAGUUUUUUUUGUGCAAACAACUGGGCAACCCAACAUUUUAUUUUACGCAUCGACUGUUUUGAAGUCAGUUGGGUUCCAGAGCAAUGAAGCUGCCAGUUUGGCUUCCACCGGAGUUGGAGUGGUUAAAGUGGUCAGCACAGUCCCAGCCACGUUUUUUGUGGAUCAAGUUGGAAGUAAAACUUUUCUGUGUAUUGGCUCUUCUGUUAUGGCAAUAUCGUUGGUCACUAUGGGCUUAGUGAACCGUAACAUACAUGUGAAUUUAACCAAGGUCUGCAGAAGCCACUCUCCAGAGGAUUUCUCUCUCCAGAGACCAGGAAACUUCACUGUCACCAAUGGGAGUCUCAAGGACCUCUUUGCUAGCAGGGCUUCAACAGAAAGAUUGUCAUUUGAUGUACAGAGCCCAGAUGUUGCCAGGACAGGAGAACUGAACAGGACUGCCCUGGCAGGCGGCAAAAGCACAACAGGGUCUCAUGUGGAAAGUGGGGAGGUCCCUGUUGUCCUGAAAUGGCUUUCACUGGCCAGCCUGCUUGUCUAUGUUGCUGCAUUUUCCAUAGGUCUUGGACCAAUGUCCUGGUUGGUCCUGAGUGAAAUUUUCCCUGGUGGGAUCAGAGGACGGGCCAUGGCUUUGACAUCCAGCAUGAACUGGGGUAUAAACCUGCUCAUCUCCUUGACGUUUUUGACUGUAACUGAGCUCAUUGGCUUGUCCUGGGUGUGCUUCAUUUACACAAUAAUGAGUCUAGCAUCACUGGCUUUUGUUAUCAUGUUUAUACCAGAGACAAAAGGAUGCUCUUUGGAGCAAAUAUCCAUGGAACUAGCUAAACACUCAGUCUGGAAGAAGUGCAAAGAAGAAUCAGAGUGCCAGGGAGAAGAAAGAGUCUCAACAGGAGGAGCCUACCAAAGACAGAUAAAUUUAGGAGACACAUAUGCUUCAUAAAAGCUCCAGAUAUUCACUGGUAGCACUCAAGAGCUUUGUAAUUUGAUUCGAAGAGGCAAGCCUAAUCUACAACAGCUAUUGUAGUUGUAAUGGCCAAAUCUUCAUUCAUCAGUUUGGGACUACACUUUGUCCCUCAAAACCCAUUACAAUUUUGUUCAUUGUUCAAAUAUCUUCUGCUUUUUCCUUUUAAAAAU
Melospiza georgiana is the source of this 2109-nucleotide messenger RNA. RefSeq names its product solute carrier family 2 member 12 (gene SLC2A12). Gene Ontology annotation, cellular component: membrane. The record is from RefSeq and is a predicted model, not a curated record. Lineage: Eukaryota; Metazoa; Chordata; Aves; Passeriformes; Passerellidae. Gene Ontology annotation, molecular function: transmembrane transporter activity. Gene Ontology annotation, biological process: transmembrane transport. The coding region runs from base 116 to 1915 and encodes 599 amino acids. The transcript is spliced from 6 exons.